AUGGUACCAGCACCUGCUAAAGACGAUGCUAUCAUCAUCGUUGGCGCAGGCAUCUUCGGCCUCAGCACGGCCGUCCACCUCUCUCGUAGGGGAUACACUAAUGUCACUGUCUUCGACAAACAACCAUACCACAAGUCUCUAUACUCAUACUUCAACGGCUGCGAUGGCGCAUCCGCAGACAUGAACAAGAUUAUUCGUUCAGCCUACGGCUCCCAGACAGAAUACCAAGGUCUCACGAUAGAGGCAUUGGAGGGAUGGAACGCCUGGAACGAAGAACUCGCCACCGGCAAGACAGUACCCCCAGGCAUGACGACCUCAGAUCGAGUCUUCAUCAACAACGGCAACCUGUCCCUCUCCGACUCAGCAACCCUGCCCCAGUUCGAGCAGGACACUGUCGACAACAUGGAGAACGCAGGACACAAGAACACCCAGCUCAUCACCAUAUCCCCCACACACCAGAAAAUAGCCGCCGCGAAAGGCUUCGCGUUUGGCAUGGACCCGUUCCGCCGACUCAAGCGCGGCCUCAACGCGGCCGGCGUUCUCGAUACGACGGGAGGUAUGGCCGUCGCGGAUAAAGCUUGCCGCUUCGCGCUGCACAAAGCCGCUUCUCAAGGCGUCAAGUUCGUCCUGGACCCCGAGGCCGGGGCGCUGGAGUCUUUGGUGUAUGAAGGCAAGCAGAUCGCCGGCAUCAAGACUCGCGACGGCAAGACGCAUACUGCGAAGCUGACGAUCCUCGCCUGCGGCGGCUGGACUCCCUCCAUCCUCCCCGCCAUGGACGGCCUCUGCGAAACGACGGCUGGAUCCGUCGUCCUUCUCAAGAUCCCCCGCUCAUCUCCUCUCUUCGACCGUUUCGCGCCGGAGAACUUCCCCACGUUCACGUAUAAAGUCCGCGACGGCGCCGAGGGCGGGCUUUACGGCUUCCCCAGGGACGAGAAUGGAUGGUUGAAAAUUGGGUACCGCGGCACGAAGUACACCAACCCCGUCGCCCAGGCAGACGGCAAGGAGCGCAGUGUGCCGGUCACGAGGUGGUCUUCUGCUGGAACCUCCGGCGACGGUGAGAAAUUGAAGACGGUCCCGCAGCAAGCUCUGAAAGUCAUCCGCGCUUUUCUGGCGGAGAACCUUCCAGAGCUGGGUGAGGCUGGCAUUGAAGUGUCGUUCACGAGGGUUUGCUGGUACACGGAUAGCUACGAUAACCACUUCGUCAUCGACCACGUGCCCGGCACCGAACGCUCGCUGAUGGUGGCGACAGGCGGUAGCGGACAUGCGUUCAAGUAUCUCCCCAACAUUGGCAACUGGGUUGUAAACGCGGUUGAGGGAGUAGGUCAGGGGCAGAUCCCAUCAAAGCUGUGGAGGUGGAGGCAGAUGAGUGAGGACGAGACGGCUUACAAUGUCUUGAUGGAAGGUAGCAGCGGUCCAAGAGCGUUGGCAAACGUCCCUUUGGCGUCUGAUAUUGAUGUCGGCGAUAACGUGAGGGCAAGGCUUUGA
This is a messenger RNA of Colletotrichum karsti, 1485 nucleotides long. RefSeq names its product FAD dependent oxidoreductase. NCBI's taxonomy places the organism in Eukaryota, Fungi, Ascomycota, Sordariomycetes, Glomerellales, Glomerellaceae. The record is from RefSeq and is a predicted model, not a curated record. The transcript has 2 exons. Gene Ontology annotation, molecular function: flavin adenine dinucleotide binding; sarcosine oxidase activity. The coding region runs from base 1 to 1485 and encodes 494 amino acids.